This is a messenger RNA of Geodia barretti, 423 nucleotides long. The record is from the annotation of a GenBank genome assembly. NCBI's taxonomy places the organism in Eukaryota, Metazoa, Porifera, Demospongiae, Tetractinellida, Geodiidae.
AUGUCUUGGGACUCGUACAUCGACAACCUGAUCGCCCAGACGAAGGACUCCAGUGGCUCUGCACACGUAGACCGGGCGUGCAUCAUCGGUUUGGACGGCGGCGGUGCGUGGACUACAGCUGGACACUCGGCCGCCUUGAAGCUACAGGGGUCAGAGGGGGCAAAUGUCGCCAGGUGUUUCAAGUCAAAGGAUUUCUCUACGUUCAUGACGAGCGGCGUUAGAGCAGAAGAUGUCAAGUAUCAGUUUCUCAGAGAAGAAGACACAAAAAUUGUCUAUGCAAAGAAGAAGGGCUCUGGCGCGCUCACACUCCAGGCAUCAAAAACAGCCAUCGUCAUAGCACACUGUCCCGAGGGUAGCCAACAGGGAAAUUGCAACAAGGGAGUCGGAGUUAUAGCAGAGUACUUGGAGAGUCUCAACAUGUAG